AUGAAGAUUCCUAUAAUUCUCCUAAUUUUGAUAACAAAUAUUCUUUGUUUUUUUGACAGCGAAGAAGAGGUUUGAUUUUUUGAGUUUCCCGCUAAAAAUAAGGUAUUUUUAGGAAGAGCUAAAUAAAUUAGAUCUAAUCAGAUAUUCAAAAUAUUCUCCAAUGGCUGAAACAAGAGAAUACAUCGAUCAUCUAUGGACAGAUUCUCCAGAUCAUUUUGACAAAAAAUUCAGAUUCAUAGAUCAUUGUAAUGAUAGCAAAAUCUAUGAUCAACAAUAUUUCAAAUCAAAUAUUUUGAGAUCUCAUCUAAUUCCGAUUGUCAAUCAUGUUUCUGAUUCAUAUAUUCGAAUUGAAUGGGAAAAAGAGUGGUGGAGAUUAAUCGAUUUAACUUCAAAAAAUAACCGAGGGCAGAAAUUCGGGAUGCUGUUAAGAUGGAAAUAUUUUGGAAAACCAUUGAUUUAUCAAGUUUUUAGUUAUAACUGUAAUCAUCCAACAAAAUUAGCAUAUCAAAAUUAUGCAAUUAUUUUGAAAGCGCAAAAACUAAUGAAUACAAUUUGGCAACUUUUGAAAGAAGAAAGAUUUCAUGAAAUAUAUCAGAAUUAUUUUGCUUUUGGGUCUUUUAUGACGUGUAGAGGGGAGCAUUUCAUGAUAGAAUUUUUUUGAAAAUGUAUUUUAUGGAAGACAAGGAUUUGAUAAACCUGAAGUGAUUGAUGCAAUUUUAAUAAAACGAGAUGAAGUUUGGCAAUUUAGUGUGAAAUGGUUGAAUCGAGAUUUUGAUUUUCAAAUGGAAGAUGUUUCGGAUAAAUUGAAGAUUACUAUUAUGAGAGAAAUGUGCUAUCAUUAA
Caenorhabditis angaria is the source of this 842-nucleotide messenger RNA. The record is from the annotation of a GenBank genome assembly. Lineage: Eukaryota; Metazoa; Nematoda; Chromadorea; Rhabditida; Rhabditidae.